This is a messenger RNA of Carlito syrichta (Philippine tarsier), 789 nucleotides long. RefSeq names its product membrane spanning 4-domains A12 (gene MS4A12). The transcript has 6 exons. The record is from RefSeq and is a predicted model, not a curated record. The coding region runs from base 1 to 789 and encodes 262 amino acids. Gene Ontology annotation, biological process: cell surface receptor signaling pathway. Gene Ontology annotation, cellular component: plasma membrane. Lineage: Eukaryota; Metazoa; Chordata; Mammalia; Primates; Tarsiidae.
AUGUCAUCCAAGCCAACAAGCCACGCUGAAGAAUACGGAGCCUUGCCCAGCCCUUACCCAUCGAGCAAUUUUAUGUCUCCUGGGUCUCAACAGCCUCUGGGUUUAGUAAACCCAAGAAAUCAAGGUCAAGGUGGUCAGCCUGUCUUCAUCACUUCUCCAGGAGUUCUUGCUGGCAGUCAGCUGGGUCAAGCCACUACACAAACCAUAAACCCAUCUACACAAACAGCAGCAAUAAACUUUAAAGAAGAAGCAAAGACAUUAGGGGCAAUCCAGAUCGUGAUUGGGCUGAUGCACAUUGGCUUUGGAAUUAUUUUGGGUUUACUAAGCUUCUCUAUUGGACAAAGCUUGGGUUUUGCCUCCACUGCUUUUCUUGGUGGAUAUCCAUUCUGGGGUGGCCUCUCUUUCAUUAUUUCUGGCUCUCUUUGUGUAUCAGCAUCCAAGGAGUUUUCUCUUUGUCUGAUAAAAGGCAGCCUGGGAAUGAAUAUUGUUAGUUCCAUCUUUGCCAUCAUUGGAGUGAUUCUGUUGGUGGUGGAUAUGAGCAUCAAUGGCACAUACUACCAAGUCUACUGGGCGGUGCUUUCUGGAAAAGGCAUUUCAGCCAUUUUGUUUCUUUUCUCCCUCUUGGAACUCUCCAUAGCCUGUACCACAGCCCAUUUUGCCAACCAAACUAUCACCAACACCAACACGGCUGUCCUCAUCGUUCCAAAUGCAUAUUCAAACAACCCCUUGCCACCAGAACUGGUUCCUCCCAGAAAUGUCGGCUACCCACCACAUCCUCCUGCAUAUUAA